AAAUAUGGCUGAUGCCUUUGUAUCAUUUGCAGUUCAAAAAUUGGGUGAUUUCCUCAUUCAGGAAAUUAACCUACGUUUAAGUCUAAGAGAGGAUGUGCAGUGGCUGCGGAACGAGCUUCUCUUCAUGCAGUCUUUCCUCAAAGAUGCAGAACUAAAACAAUAUGGAGAUCAUAGAGUUCAACAAUGGAUGUUUGAAAUCAAUUCUGUUGCGAAUGAUGCUGUCGCUAUACUCGAGACUUACAGCUUUGAGGCUGGUAAACGUGCUAGUCGUCUCAAGGCUUGCGCUUGCAUAUGUAGGAAGCAGAAGAAAUUCCAUAAUGUUGCCAAGGAGAUCCACUCACUCAAGCAAGGAAUCAUGGAUAUCUCUCGCAAACGAGAUACUUAUGGUAUUACAAAUAUCAAUAGUAAUGCUGGAGAAGGGACAAGUAAUCAGUCUGCAAUGGCUACAACAUUGAGGAGAACUACCUCAUACAUAGAUGAUGAUCACAUUUUUGUUGGCUUUCAGGAUGUUGUACAAACAUUGCUAUCUGAACUUCUCAAAGCAGAGCCUCGUCGAAGCGUCCUCUCCAUUUAUGGAAUGGGCGGUUUAGGCAAGACCACUCUUGCGAGGAAACUUUACACCAGUCCUAUUAUAGCCUCUAGCUUCCCUACGCGUGCUUGGAUAUGUGUUUCUCAAGAGUACAACACAAUGGAUCUUCUUAAAACUAUCAUAAAAUCCAUCCAAGGUUGCGCCAAGGAAACUCUAGAUUUGUUGGAAAAGAUGGCAGAGAUAGAUCUAGAAAAUCACCUUCGUAAGCUAUUAACAGAACGCAAAUACCUUGUGGUGGUUGAUGAUGUAUGGCAGAGAGAAGCAUGGGAAAAUUUGAAAAGAGCAUUCCCGGAUAGCAAGAAUGGCAGCAGAGUUAUUAUUACCACACGCAAAGAGGGUGUCGCUGAAAGAGCAGACGACAGAGGUUUUGUCUAUAAACUUCGUUUCCUAAGCCAAGAAGAAAGUUGGGAUCUCUUUUGUAGGAAACUACUUGAUGUUCGAGCAAUGGUUCCAGCAAUGGGAAGUCUAGCUAAGGAUAUGGUGGAAAGGUGCAGAGGCUUACCUCUUGCAAUUGUUGUAUUGAGCGGACUACUUUCGCAUAAAAAGGGGCUAGACGAAUGGCAAAAGGUGAAAGACUGCUUUUGGAAGAACAUUAUUGAAGAUAGAGCUAUUGAAAUCUCCUGCAUACUAUCAUUAAGCUUCAACGAUUUGUCGACUGCGCUCAAGCAGUGUUUUCUGUACAUUGGUAUUUUUCCAGAAGAUCAAGUGAUUGAUGCUGAAAACAUAAUAUGUUUGUGGAUGGCAGAGGGUUUCAUCAUACCAAGAGGAGAAGAAAGAAUGGAGGAUGUCGCUGAAGGCUUCUUGAAUGAGCUGAUAAGACGAAGCUUGGUUCAAGUGGCUGAAACAUUUUGGGAAAAAGUUACUGAAUGUAGGGUUCAUGAUUUACUCCGUGAUCUUGCGAUACAAAAGGCAUUGGAGCUAAACUUCUUUGACGUUUAUGAUCCAAGAAGCCACUCCAUAUCCUCCUCAUGUAUCAGACAUGUGAUUCAUAGUCAAGGAGAAAGGUACCUCUCACUUGAUCUUUCUAACUUAAAGUUGAGGUCAAUUAUGUUCUUCGAUCCAAAUAUUUGUAAUAUGAGUCUUAUAAACUUCAGUAUUAUGUUCCAACAUCUAUAUGUGUUGAACUUGGAUAAACGUGGUGGUUCUAUACCUAUAGUACCUGAUGCCAUCGGAAGUUUGUACCACCUCAAGUUCUUAAGAUUGAGAGAUAUCCAAUAUGUUCCUUCUUCCAUUGGCAACCUCAAGAAUCUACAGACACUUGUUGUCAAUGAGGGCAGACAGUAUUGUGUACUACCCCCCGAAACAGCUGACCUAAUAAAUCUAAGACAUUUAGUUGCUUGGUAUUCAGAACCUCUGAAACAUCUAAGCAAACUCACUAGUCUUCAUGUUUUUAAAGGCAUUGGUUGUAAUCAGUGGAAAGAUAUUGACCCUGUUGAUUUGGUCAAUCUUCGAGAAUUAAGUAUGCAUCAUAUUAACAUAUAUUACUCCCUAAGCAACAUUAGAAGAUUGAAAAACCUUAGUACUCUCAGAUUGUUUUGUAAUGAAAUUGAAACACCCUCACAUCGAUUCCCAUCCCUUAAUUUUCUUAAUUGCUGUGAAAAGCUCCAGAAAUUGUGGUUAAAAGGGAAAAUAGAGAAACUGCCAGAUCUGUUUCCGAAUUCCAUCACCAUGAUGGUUCUUUGUAAGUCAAAACUCAUGGAAGAUCCGAUGCCUAUUUUGGGAAUGUUGCCAAACCUAAGAGAUCUCAUAUUAGAAGAUGCUUAUAAUGGAAAAGAAAUAAUAUGCAGUGAUAACAGCUUCCGUCAACUAGAGUUCCUUCAUCUUUAUCAUCUUUGGAACCUAGAAAGAUGGCAUUUAGCCACAAAUGCCAUGCCUCUCAUUAAAGAUCUUCUUAUCCAUCGAUGUUCAAAGCUGAAGGAAAUUCCAGAGAGAAUGAAAGAUGUUGAAGAGAAGUUAAAUGUGGUGGAUCUUUACAAGCAUAUGGAAAGUGUUUUCCAUAAAUAA
Solanum stenotomum is the source of this 2593-nucleotide messenger RNA. RefSeq names its product disease resistance protein RPP13-like. Gene Ontology annotation, molecular function: ADP binding. NCBI's taxonomy places the organism in Eukaryota, Viridiplantae, Streptophyta, Magnoliopsida, Solanales, Solanaceae. The transcript has a single exon. Gene Ontology annotation, biological process: defense response to other organism. The record is from RefSeq and is a predicted model, not a curated record. Bases 5 to 2593 code for a protein of 862 amino acids.